Molecule: messenger RNA, 2217 nt
Organism: Branchiostoma floridae (Florida lancelet)
Lineage: Eukaryota; Metazoa; Chordata; Leptocardii; Amphioxiformes; Branchiostomatidae
Product: tyrosinase-like
Exons: 4
Coding region: 37-1734 (565 amino acids)
Biological process (GO): melanin biosynthetic process; pigmentation
Molecular function (GO): tyrosinase activity
Source: RefSeq, a predicted model, not a curated record
UUUAGCAAGGGACACUUUGUAAAGACGGUGACGAAAAUGAGUCGGUGUGGACGAGUCACCAUUAUAGAGGCAAUCGUUCUGCUGAUCGUUACAGCAGGGCAAUUUAGAGCCGGAGACGCUCAGUUUCCUAGAGUUUGUACGAGCGCAGACCAUAUCUCUCAGAAAGAAUGCUGCCCGAUUCCACCGGGUUUCACCGAACCGUGUGGAGGGCCCGGGCGGGGGAGGUGCGCCGAAAUCGCCGACGCCACAGUCGACGACCCUGCCUGGAAGGAAGCAUACAAGGUGGACGACCGCCGCCACUGGCCGACAGUGUUCUUCAACAGGUCCUGCGUGUGUGAAGGCUACUUCAGCGGCUACGACUGUACGAAGUGUAUCUGGGGACGUCGCGGGCGGAAUUGUACAACAGAAAAGUUAUCCGUGCGAAGAAACAUCCGCCAUCUCAGUCCUGAAGACGUGGAGACGGUGAAACGCUACUUUAACGCCGCCAAGACGGCUCCCAGCGACUACGCCAUGGCGCUAGAAUUUUACGAGGACAUAAACGGGAGUGAAGACUUUGCCGAUGUGUCUGUGUACAACUAUUUCGUAGCGACGCAUUACUACGCCAGCCGCGCCACCAUGCCACCUUAUAGAUUUGGCUAUUGUAAGACAGAGGCAGAUUGCCAGAUAGACUUUGCUCACGAAGGCUCUGGCUUCCCCACGUGGCACCGCGCGUUUUUGCUUGACCUUGAGCGGGCUCUCCAAGAGGUGAACAAUGACCCUGACUUCACCAUACCAUACUGGGACUGGACUGAAGCAGAACACUGCACAAUCUGCACUAAUGACUAUGUCGGCGCAAACUACGGAGACGGGAGCCUGGAUCCACGGUCGCUAUUCGCGACGUGGGAGACCAUUUGCGUACAGUCAGACCCCUUCUACAACGCCACUUCAAGGAACCACACCAAACCGUGCAAUGUGACCGAGCGCGACGGCCAUGUGAUGAGGAACCCCGGUCACCAGGACAGGAAAAGGUUUGGAGAGUCGAUGUAUCGCCUGCCAACGGCAGCCGAGGUGGACUUUGGCCUUCGCUUCCCCACCUUUGACAGGCGGCCCUACAGCAAAACAGCCAACUGUACCUUCCGAAAUUUACUCGAAGGUUUUGCGGACACAAGCACGGGGAAGUAUCGAGGAGACAGGUAUGUAAACGGCACGCUGAUCCCAGGAGCCCACACCCUCCACAACCACGUGCACCUGUACCUGGACGGUACCAUGUCCGCCGUCCCCUCAUCGGCCAAUGACCCAAUCUUCUUUCUCCACCACUGCUUCGUCGAUCGCAUCUUCGAGAAAUGGAUUCGCCGACAUAAGACCCCAAGUAACGAGACUUUGCCAAAGACAGGUGCCUCCCCGGGACACAACCGCCAUGAGUACAUCGUGCCGUUCUUCCCGCCGUACAGCCACGCCGACCUCUUCAAACCGUCAACAGCGCUGGGAUACGAUUAUGAGGACGUUGACGGCGAUGGGAUGUCUGAGGGAGAGAGAAUCCAGGACGACAGUAACCUAGGGGAGUGCAGCACCGCCACGUGGGAUGACGUGCUGAUAUAUGUAGUGAUUUUUGUUGUUGGGUUUGUGACGCUGAUUGCGAUAUUUGCUUGUUUCUGUUGCAUUUAUUGUUAUAUAUGUAAAAGGAGGCAGCAACGCUCGGGUGCUGGGAGGAGUAAUUGGGUGCCCCUGAGCACGAGCGCCCCAGAGCACGCUUGAUCGUUAUGUUACAAAACGUAGUGUCACAAGUCGUUUCACAGCAGUUUAAAGCAAUUCAAAUAUCCAGCAUUUUAAGGCUAUUUUUAUAUAUACAACAUUAAGGCAAUACGUUUAGGCCCAUACGUAGAGAUAGGCACAUAAAAAAAAAGCUACAUUAGUCAGGAAUUCCACCAAUGUCUCACCCAAUGCUACAUACUAGUAUUUUGUAGAUAACUGUUAGUUACGUUUCUACUUAGCUAUCAAUUAGAUGGCUAUUUUUGUUCCUUUUAACCAGAAUUAGCUCAUCCAUACUACUUUCAUAACCUAAGUAAUAAAAGACGUCAUAUACGUUGUGAAAAUAAUGGUGUAACGGGAUAACAAAUGGUACCGUAGAGAUAUGUACUUUAUGUCAAUUUGUGAUUUUAAGCGGCCAAUUUUUUGGUUUAGACAAUAGACCGAAAAUCCUGGUUCUUCGUGCAGAAUAAACCUGAUUGACCAUCACAA